Indicator indicator is the source of this 2025-nucleotide messenger RNA. It is a transcript of the gene NEXN, whose product is annotated as nexilin F-actin binding protein. Gene Ontology annotation, molecular function: cell-cell adhesion mediator activity. The transcript is spliced from 12 exons. Lineage: Eukaryota; Metazoa; Chordata; Aves; Piciformes; Indicatoridae. Bases 1 to 2025 code for a protein of 674 amino acids. The record is from RefSeq and is a predicted model, not a curated record. Gene Ontology annotation, cellular component: axon; plasma membrane. Gene Ontology annotation, biological process: dendrite self-avoidance; homophilic cell-cell adhesion; mitochondrial fusion.
AUGAAUGACAUUGCACAGAAAACUGAGAUUCUGCUCUCUUCAUCUAAACCCGUCCAAAAAUCCUAUGUGCCCAAGCUUCACAAGGGUGAUGUAAAGGAUAAAUUUGAAGCUAUGCAGAAAGCAAGGGAAGAAAGAAAUCAAAGGAGAUCUAGAGACGAAAAGCAAAGAAGAAAAGAACAAUAUGUUAGAGAGAGAGAAUGGAACAGGAGGAAGCAGGAGAUGAAAGAAUUGCUUGGAUCCGAUGAAGAUGAUGAAGCAAAAUCAUCUAAAGCAGAAAAAGGUUACGUUCCAAAGCUAAUAGGAACAGUUAAAGGCAAGUUUGCAGAAAUGGAGAAACAAAGGCAAGAAGAAGAAAGAAAAAGAACAGAAGAAGAAAGGAAGCGCAGAAUUGAACAAGACAUGAUUGAGAAAAGAAAAAUUCAAAGAGAACUGGCAAAAAAAGCACAGGAGAUUGAUGACUUUUACAGUACGGGAACUGAAUCAGCAGCUGAGGAAGGGGACAAUUCACUACUAGUUACAGUAGUGCCUGUGAAACCCACCAAAACACCUGGGAAGAUGAAAAUAAACUUUGAGAACACUGGAAAGGAGAGAGCAGAACUAAGAGAGAAACAGGAUGAAGAAACCCAGUUACAAUCCGAGGAACAAACCCAAUUCUUUAAGGAAACCAAGAGCCUUUCAUUUGUCAUGGAUGAAAAUGAAGGUAACAGAACACAAGAGCCUCUGUCUCCUGCUAAGCUGAAAGUAACGUUUGAAGAACUUGAGAGGCAAAGACAGGAAAAUCAAAGGCGGCAAGCAGAGGAAGAAGCAAGACAGCGUUUAGAAGAGGAGAAACGUGCCUUUGAAGAGGCUAGACAGCAAAUGAUAAAUGAAGGUAGUGACGAAGAAUCCGAAAAUUCUGUUAAAGAAUUCCGUCCUGGUAAACUUAGACUUAGCUUUGAGGAGAUAGAAAGACAGAGGAGAGAAGAAGAAAAGAGGAAAGCAGAAGAUGAUGCAAGACGACGCAUAGAAGAGGAGAAGAGAGCAUUUGCUGAAGCAAGGAAGAACAUGGUGCUGGAUGACGAAUCACCAGAAAUGUUUAAAACGGUUUCCCAAGAAUCUCUCCUACCUGGUAAACUGGAAAUUAAUUUUGAGGAGCUGCUGAGACAAAAAAUGGAAGAAGAAAAGAAACGUGCAGAAGAAGAGCGCAGGCAAAAGUUGGAAAUGGAAAAGCAAGAAUUUCAACAGUUGAGACAAGAAAUGGGAGAGCUGGAAGAAGAGUCUGAAACUUUUGAGCUAAGUAAAGAAUAUGAAGAAUUAAUAAAGCUAAAAAGAAGUGGCUCUAUUCAGGCAAAAAACUUAAAAAGCAAGUUUGAAAAGAUAGGACAAUUGUCUCAAGAAGAAAUACAGAAGAAGAUUGAAGAAGAGCGAGCUAAAAGAAGAGCAAUAGAUGAAGAAAUAAGAGAACGGGAAGCCGAACAUUUUCAAGAAGAUGAAGAGGUAGAUGUGAAACCAGCCAGGAAAUCCGAGGCUCCAUUUACUCAUAAAGUAAACAUGAAGGCCCGUUUUGAGCAAAUGGCAAGAGCCAGGGAGGAAGAGGAACAGAGGAGAAUUGAAGAACAGAAAUUACUACGCAUGCAGUUUGAACAAAAAGAAAUCGAUGCAGCAUUACAGAAGAAAAGGGAAGAGGAAGAAGAAGAGGAGGGAAGUAUUAUUAAUGGUUCUACUUGUGAAGAUGAGGAGGAUCAAGCUCGAUCUGGAGCUCCCUGGUUCAAGAGAUCACUGAAAAACACAUCAGUUGUUGAUGGCGAGCCAGUGAGGUUCACAGUUAAAAUUACUGGAGAACCAAAACCUGAAGUUACAUGGUGGUUUGAGGGUGAAAUGUUGCAGGACUCUGAGGACUACCAAUAUAUUGAAAGAGGAGAAACCUAUUGCCUAUACUUGCCUGAAACCUUCCCAGAAGAUGAAGGGGAAUAUAUGUGUAAAGCAGUAAACAACAGAGGCACAUCUGCUAGCACCUGUAUUCUCACCAUUGAAAGUAAGAGUUAG